AUGUGUUUUUUUGUUGUUGGCGGUCACCGCUAUUGUGGUCAUCUAGGAAGUGAGGCGGUCAGUAAAGAUGGAGACAGCGAGGACAAAUUGUUCAAUAGGGUGGUCCAGCGCAGUGUGAAACUGACCGCCGUCGUGCACGUUGGCAAGACUGGUAUUUGCAAGCUACGUGCCUGA
Molecule: messenger RNA, 174 nt
Organism: Plenodomus lingam JN3
Lineage: Eukaryota; Fungi; Ascomycota; Dothideomycetes; Pleosporales; Leptosphaeriaceae
Source: RefSeq, a predicted model, not a curated record